Molecule: messenger RNA, 816 nt
Organism: Zasmidium cellare ATCC 36951
Lineage: Eukaryota; Fungi; Ascomycota; Dothideomycetes; Mycosphaerellales; Mycosphaerellaceae
Exons: 3
Coding region: 1-816 (271 amino acids)
Source: RefSeq, a predicted model, not a curated record
AUGCCCACCAAACUCGAGCAGGUGGUAGCCCACGUAGGCACCUUGAGCAAACUCGAGCUUGAUAGCAUCAUUGCGGUUGCUCAAGCACACAAAGAGCGACUGCCAGACACCACCAAGUGCUACCUGCUCGACCUGCCAGCAGAGCUCCGCAACAUCAUCUACUACUACGCCGCCAUCACGCACCUGCGCGAGUUCGGCAACACCUUGCGCUGUGGUCUCCUCGUUGUGAACAAGAAGGCCGCAUCGAGUUCAUGGACAUCAUACACGAGCGACAUGCACGUAAACACGAGAAACACGGCCAACAAGAGAAAAACGGCCAACAAGAAGUCGCUCAAGAAGCUUCUGGACGGUCUCGAGGGAAUCACAAAGAUCCAAGGCUUUCAGUUCAUGCCACGCUGCUGGGUGGAUGGCAAGGUCGUGAGGAUCUCUCGUGAUGUGUACGUUUCCCCCGACCAGGAACGUUUCCAUGUCCUCGGAACCCUGAAGCUCGUUACCGGUAAACGUGAUCGCGAAGUGUCGUUCGGCUGCUGGAUGCAUGAGGCGAAGCAGUAUGGGUUGGACUACGAGAUUCCGGAGGAUUACCCGGCGGAGUUGCUGAACGGCUAUGAUGACGAGGAGGAGGACUUGGUCUUCGUGGUGAGCCUGUGUGAAGUCGUUGAGGAUGAUAGAAGAGUGUGGCUCCUGAUCUUGUGCGUGGUAUCAAGCUCUACUGUGCCAAACGAAAAUGCCACCUCUUUCCGCGCACCCUUUCUCUCGUUUCACAGAAACCAUCCAUCGAAUAAGCAUCUCACCUCGACCAUCACCAUACCGGGCUAG